UAAGAUUGCUUUUUAGGGUUCCGUAGCCAAAUGGCAUAAAACGGAACCCUUAUAGUUUCGCCAUGUCCGUCUGUCUGUCUGUCUGUCUGUCUGUCUGUCUGUCCGAGGCUUUGCUCCGUGGUCGUUAGUGCUAGAAAGCUGAAAUUUGGCAUGGAUAUAUAAAUCAAUAAAGCUGACAAAGUCGUACAAUAAAAUCUAAAAAUUUAAUUUUUUUUAGGGUACCUCCCCUACACGUAAAGUGGGGUGAAUUUUUUUUUUUCGCUUCAACCCUAGAGUUUGGGGUAUCGUUGGAAAGGUCUUUCAAAACUAAUAGGGGUUUUCAAGAAUCAUUUUUUGAUAAAGUCAAUAUAUUCGGAGAUAAUCGCUCCGAAAGAAAAAAAAAUGUGUCCCCCCCCUCUAACUUUUGAACCAUAGGUCCAAAAAAUAUGAAAAAAAUCGUGGAAGUAGAGCUUAACAAAGACAUUAAAUGAAAACUAUAGCGGACAUGAUCAGUUUAGCUGUUUUUGAGUUAUCGCAAAAAGUUUUCCCUUCAUAGUAAAAAGACUUACUUUAAUUAGGUACUGAUUAUGCAAAUUUGCCUAUUUGUUUAACUCGGGUGAAAGGUACCAUUUACUACACUUUAAGCUCCAGUUUAGCUUAUUGUGACGGAAGAGUAACUACGGAACCCUACACUGAGCGUAGCCCGACAUGCUCUUGGCCGGUUUUUGAAAUUACAAACGAACAGUAAAAUUUGAUAUUGUAUAACAUUGGCUACGAGCUAACAACAAGAAACUUCAAUAUAGAUCUUUAUGAAGUUACAUGUAAUUUCAGCUCGACCAUUUACGAAAAUAACUAGCAAAACGUAAUUCAGUCGAACCUCCAUAACACGAAUCGCAAGGGCAUUAUUGGGGGCUUAUAUCGGCUUAGAGAGGUUCGUAUUGGUGUUUGUUCGACUUAAAGAGGUUUCCAAUUACAGAGGUAAAAUUAAUGGAAAAUUUGUGUUAGAGAGAUAAUUAUAAAAAAAAUAUAAAGUAUUGUCUUAUUAUUUUCUUCGAGUUACAGAGGUUUGUUUCUGUUGCUUUAAUGUAAGUAUAGAGGUCAUAAAACAAUAUGUCUAUUUUCUAGACUUAUAAGGGCCAACAUCUUUUUUCGAGCUAUGGAGGUAAAAAUAGUACUGGAUUACUGCCUUCACAUUGGUAAUAGUUUAUUGCUUCAUCAUAAUCAAGUAAAAUAUUUCGAGUUAUGAAGAAUGAGCCUUAAAGUGAAAGAAAUAGCGUUUUCGCUUUAUCGAUGCUUCUACAUUCUAAAAAUUCAAGUUUUGACCCACUUAUUUAAAAAAAUAUCUUAAAGUAAUUACAUAAGAUAAAAAAAAACAUCUCACGCACAAACACUGCACAAUCGGAAUUCAUGCCAAACUCCGUGACCUUUUAUCAGAGUUCACCCGAUAAAAACAUUGUAGUUCCAUUCAUUCGUCCGCUGCCGACCAAAAUGGCCACUUAUUUGUACUUGCUGGCCAUCUUUCUGCCUCCGAUAUUAGGGCAGUGUUCGGUCGAAAAGGCCGGUCAUAGUUUCAGUCGCGCGGUUUACGAGUUUUCUCUGGAUUUAAUACAAAGAGUGGGACAGGAAAACGAUAACCAUUUCGUCACGUCACCAUUCUCGCUAUGGACUGUUCUAACAACAGCAUCUUUAGGGGCCGAAGACGAGACCCUUGCGGAAAUGAAGCGAGUACUCCGCCUUCACCAUUACCCGUGCUUCAACGACAGGUACCUAGAAAUCGUGAAAGGGAUCACAGUGUACAACUCGAAGACCACACUGGAGAGAAGUUCUGCGCUCUUCGUUGACAAGACUGUUUCGUUGCUCGAAUCUUUCCAUAGAAAACUGAGUGGAACCGGAGUAUGCGACGUCAUGAUCCUACCUUUCGACAACUACAACAACGUUGCUACAACUAUAAAUAAUUACGUGAGCCAAGCGACCCACAACACCAUCCAAGAAAUCGUGAAUUCAAAUGACAUCGAAGGAGUCUAUCUGCUUCUGCUCGACGCUGUUUACUUUAAAGGAAUGUGGAAUAUUCCCUUUGAGCCCUCAGAAACUGAAGUCACUUCUUUCUACGACGAGAGAAACAACCCUGUUGGAGAUGUAAACAUGAUGUUCUCCAUGCGGCAAUAUAAUUUAGCAUCCAUUGAUCAGCUACAAGCAAAGGUCCUAGAACUUCCCUAUGGAGAUGGAGACCGUUUUUCCAUGCUCAUAUUCCUUCCCUACCAAUCCAGUUCUGUGGCCAAAGUCACAGACCAGCUGAAGAGAGUGACUUUAAAGUCCAUAUUCUACAUUUUCCAGCGUAACGGACGCGACACAGUUCAAGUUCAGAUCCCGAGGUUCAAGAUUACUUCCCAAUUGGAUAAUCUUAAGGAACUUCUAAUGGAUAUGGGUUUGAAGUUGAUGUUUGACCACAGUGCUCAGUUCCCGCAUAUAUCUGACUACAGUUUCUACAUAUCGAAUGUGGUGCAGAAGGCUGAUGUGGAGGUGACAGAGGAAGGGACGGUGGCGGCGGCGGCGUCGGCGGCGGAGUUCGAGGCAAGACGCCUACCUGACUCCUUCCAAGCGAACAGGCCGUUCGUGUUCAUGAUUGUGGACAAGUUGAACUAUAUUCCGCUGUUCACUGGUGCGUAUUCUAAGCCGUCCGUCUUUUAAAUAAAUUGUGGGACGUA
Messenger RNA from Cydia pomonella (codling moth), 2684 nucleotides. It is a transcript of the gene serpin-7, whose product is annotated as serpin B8-like. The record is from RefSeq and is a predicted model, not a curated record. The transcript has a single exon. The coding region runs from base 1387 to 2667 and encodes 426 amino acids. Gene Ontology annotation, molecular function: serine-type endopeptidase inhibitor activity. NCBI's taxonomy places the organism in Eukaryota, Metazoa, Arthropoda, Insecta, Lepidoptera, Tortricidae.